AUGACGACUCUUAGGAUUUCUACUACUUUGUCGCGCAAAGCGCUCACUGCGUGUCGACCUCGACUCUUCCUCGGAGUCCGCGCCAGCGUGCGCCUCUCGCAGCCAUUCAGUACCAGCACGAGCACUAGAUACUCCAUAACCGCGCCAUUACAAUCUCUCGCUCCUAAGGUUGAGCGCGGCGGUUCAAAGCUAUACAAGGAUGCCGAUGCAGCUGUUGCCGACAUCAAGAGCGGAUCGACAAUCCUUAGCUCUGGGUUCGGUCUUUGCGGAGUUGCAGAAACCCUCAUCAAUGCUAUGCACCGCCGAGGCGCUGAUCAAUUGCACUCCCUGACGGCCGUUUCGAACAAUGCCGGCUCCGCGGGCAAGGGAGGUCUUUCGACACUCUCGCAGAACGGCCAGAUCAACCGUUUGAUCCUUUCAUACCUCGGGAACAAUAAAGAGCUUGAGAAGAAGUAUUUGACGGGACACAUUGCAAUUGAACUUUGUCCGCAAGGUACUUUGGCUGAACGUCUUCGUGCUGGGGGUGCUGGGAUUCCGGCUUUCUUUACCCCGACAGGAGUCCAUACAUUUAUUCAGGAGGGAAAGAUCCCUGUUCGCAUGGACGAGUCUGGUAAAGUUCUCGAGUCUGGCAAACCGCGCGAGACCCGAGAAUUCAACGGCAAGACAUACCUCAUGGAAGAAGCCUUGACUGGAGAUGUGGCUAUUCUCAGAGCUUGGAAAGUGGAUGAGGCUGGUAAUUGCGUGUUCCGAUAUACUACCAAAGCAUUUGGCCCUAUCAUGGCCAAGGCCGCAACCCUGACCAUUGUGGAGGCGGAGAAUAUUGUCCCACUUGGCGCCAUUGAUCCUAAUGAUGUUGACCUGCCGGGUAUCUUCGUGGAUCGGAUCGUUCCUGCCACGGACGACAAGCACAUUGAAAACAAAAAGUUGCGCUCGGGUGAGGCCACUACAGCUGGGUCUGUUAAAGAUGCGGCUCAGAUUCAAAGAGAACUCAUUGGUCGUCGGGCGGCCAAGGAGCUUAAGCCGGGAUUCUAUGUGAAUUUGGGUGUUGGUAUUCCCACGUUGGCACCGUCGUUCCUGCCAAAAGAUGUGAAGGUUUGGAUUCAGUCGGAGAAUGGUAUCUUGGGAAUGGGUGAUUAUCCCACCGAGCAAGAACUGGAUCCCGAUAUCAUCAAUGCCGGAAAAGAGACAGUGACCUUGGUUCCUGGAGCCGCCACAUUCGAUAGCACCGAGUCGUUUGGCAUGAUCCGCGGAGGUCAUGUAGAUGUGUCUAUCCUCGGCGCCUUGCAGGUGAGUGCAAACGGCGAUCUGGCCAAUUACAUGAUCCCGGGCAAGGUGUUCAAGGGUAUGGGAGGAGCAAUGGAUUUGAUCUCGAACCCGGAAAAGACCAAGAUCGUGGUGGCCACGAGCCAUGUCGCCAAGGAUGGAUCUCCCAAGAUUGUCCAAAAGUGCAGUCUACCAUUGACUGGUGCCAAUGUUGUCAGCACUAUCAUCACAGACCUGUGUGUUUUCCAGGUGGAUCGAGCUACUGGAGAGCUCACACUGACGGAACUUGCUCCGGGUGUUGAGGUGGAAAAGGUGCAGAGUAAGACGGACGCUAAGUUCAGAAUUGCCGAUACCCUUGAAAUUAUGGAAUAA
Messenger RNA from Penicillium samsonianum, 1635 nucleotides. RefSeq names its product 3-oxoacid CoA-transferase. Gene Ontology annotation, molecular function: succinyl-CoA:3-oxo-acid CoA-transferase activity. Bases 1 to 1635 code for a protein of 544 amino acids. The transcript has 7 exons. The record is from RefSeq and is a predicted model, not a curated record. Gene Ontology annotation, biological process: ketone body catabolic process. Lineage: Eukaryota; Fungi; Ascomycota; Eurotiomycetes; Eurotiales; Aspergillaceae.